Daktulosphaira vitifoliae (grape phylloxera) is the source of this 2051-nucleotide messenger RNA. RefSeq lists its product as uncharacterized. The record is from RefSeq and is a predicted model, not a curated record. The coding region runs from base 29 to 1771 and encodes 580 amino acids. The transcript has 2 exons. NCBI's taxonomy places the organism in Eukaryota, Metazoa, Arthropoda, Insecta, Hemiptera, Phylloxeridae.
CAUAAUUAAUAUUAGUAUUUUAUUUUCAAUGGAAUUUUAUUCGAUUAUUUUAAUGUCUAUUGGCAUAUCCGUUUUAAAAAUAGACGAAGGAGUAAAUUGCAUUUGUAAUUAUGUUAACAAUUAUCCCGAUAAUUAUAGAAAUUACAUAAAAACAGUGAUUGAUUAUAUUUCUUCACAUAUUGAAUUGAAUGAAAUACUAAAUCUUAAAUUAAAAGAAGAUUCAAAUACUACUUUUAGUGUAGAGGAAGUUUUCAUAUCCCAUAGAAAAUACACUAAAUUCAAAACUAACUAUUUUUAUACAAUAAAUGUAUUAAAUUUCAAGUACACUGAAAUACUAAAGAAUUUCCUCGAUUACAUUGAUAUUAUUCUCCAAAAAUGUAAGCAAUUUCAUGAAAGAAAUUUAGAAGAAAAUUUUAUUUGUUGUGUAACAUCACUCGUUGAAGAAGUGAAGAAUUCAAAGACUAUGUUUGAAAAUCUUCACAAUGCUAUGACUUUUUUUAGCUACAUUGAUGUAAGAUUUGUGUUCCAAGGAUCCAUUAUGCCAAAUGUUAUAAUUGAUGAAAUCGACUUUUUUCAAAAAUAUGUACUUCAAAAAAUAUCAGAGAACAGCCAUUUAGAUCUUAACAGACAUUUUGAUCUGAACUGCUUACCAAAUUUUCAAGACUCUGAAAUGAAUUUUAAGAAUUUAAAUGAAUUUCAUACAGUUGCAUCAAAAAUAGUAAAUAAUCUCUAUCAAAAUAGUAAUAUUAUUAUCGACACUUCUAUAAAAUCCAAUUCGACAACAAUUGACAUGAAUGAAGAUGACUCUUAUUUAGUCUAUUUAACAUGUAGUAAACUUAAAUCGUUUUAUAAUAAAAACAUAGAAAUUUGGUAUAAAAAUCUUGGCUUUGAACAAUUUCUCAAUCCCAAAACACCUCAACUCUUACCACCAAUAGAUCCAAAUAUUAAUAUAAAUAUGGGAAUUAAAGCUUUCAAUAUACUUCGACAGGAAUCUGGUUGGAAAACGAUGGAACACAUUAAUAUAGUUUAUAAUGGAAAAUUAUUUAGCGUAGAUUGUAUUAUGAAAGACCCAAUUAAUAUCAUGAAUUUUCAAAUAAAAAAAGAACAUGUAAUACAAUUAUUAAGAUGUAGAUACACAGAAAUAAUAAAAAAUUACCAUGUCUUAUUAUCUUCUAUAUUGUCUUUGUGCAGUACAAAAGUAAAUGGAUUCAGCUACAAUUGUUUGAUUAAACUAUUUGACUCAUUCAACAAAUCUAAAAUAAUGUUUGAAGGUUUGCAUACAGCCUUAAUUACUUUACAGAAAUCAUCUCUAUGGAAUUAUACUUUUUUGUCUCAUUCGAAUUUACAAAAAAUAUUAAAAUGGAUUGAAGAUUUCCUUAGUUUAUUGAAUAAUAAUGAAUUUUCUCAAGAUAAUUUUGUCGGUCAAAAUGGUAUUUUAAUCACUGAGAUUUUAGAUAAAAAUUUGAAAAAUUUUCUAAAUGUUCUUAAACAAUCUAAUAUGGAGUUAAGGAUCGAUUUAAAAAACAUGACCUUCCGUUGUAAUAUGAGAGAACCUUAUUAUAAAAAAUCUAUAUCAAUAAAAUAUUUCAAGUAUUUAGCAAGUAAAAUGAGAAGUGCAUAUUAUGAACAGUCAAUCCAAAUUUAUUCUUAUGCAUGUAAUUAUUUUGACGAAUUUUGUAAAAAUAUUUACAAAUCUUGUUAUGAAAAUUUAGGAUUCAGAAAGGUUUACUCUCUCAACAAUAGUUCUGAUAAAAUAUUAAUUGUGCAUUAGAUUGAUUAUUCAUCUACUUAGUUUUCAUUACAUAGUAAAUGUUAAGUAUCAACAAGUUGAAUUUAAUAAUUAAAUUUCAUAAAAUUAUUACUAGAAUAAAUGUACUAGUUCACUAUAUUUCAAGUCAAAUUUAAUGUUUAAAAAUCAUUAAAAAAAAAACAUUUUUUUUAACUUGCUACAUUUUUUGAAGUGUUUACCCGCACACUUAAUAUAACAUAAUUAUAAACACACUUCAAUAAAUUAUAAAAAAAAUAAUGCUGUAUAAUCUAUAUCGUUAAGA